AUGUGCUUUGAAGAAACCUUCACAAGUUUGAAAGAGGACACAGGUGAGAAACCUGGAAAUGAACAAGAAGUGAGGUUGCAAAAUGCCAGCAAGCAGAUAGUGCAAGCUGCUAUCCUACAAGCUGUACAACAAGUCUCCCAGGAGAAUCAGCAAAAGGAGAAGAAAAUAAAUAGCAGUGUGAGCCUCCAGCUAGAAAGAGGGGAAUUAACCAAGAAACAUGAAAAGAAGUAAAGGCAUGAACCCUUUGUUCUGGUCCUCCAGUUUGAAGUAAUUCCAGCCUUCCUUUUAGUAUCAGCUGUUGUUGCCAGUGCAAUGUUACUACUGUAAAGCAAACCAAAGUAUAAUCAGCACCUAGACCUAGAGUAAAACUGCAAUAGUCCUCAGCUGAGAAAUAUUAAGUGCAUUAGGUGACUAACUUCAUAUUUAUGCAGUGCCUCUUAAACAUAACAGAAAACAAUACUAUAGCUAUACAAGUAGUUUCAAGCACAAUCUU
Messenger RNA from Alligator sinensis (Chinese alligator), 493 nucleotides. RefSeq names its product A-kinase anchor inhibitor 1 (gene AKAIN1). The transcript has 3 exons. The record is from RefSeq and is a predicted model, not a curated record. The coding region runs from base 1 to 231 and encodes 76 amino acids. NCBI's taxonomy places the organism in Eukaryota, Metazoa, Chordata, Crocodylia, Alligatoridae.